AUGGUUAAGAUGUCUUCCCACAAAUAUGCCAACGAUUUUCGCCACCAGACAUACCGAACCAAUCUCGACGAAUUAGCUAAAGCAGCUGACAGUAUUCAAGACCUUCACGUUCAGGCACGUGAUCGUGCAAUGCCAACUUCAAUGCCCAGGCCUACCACCCCACAACAUCCUGAGACAUUCUUACACAACCUUGACAGAAAAUUGAAUUCACCCUGUCGAGAUUCGGUUAAGGAGAGGCCUAAUAGAGGUCAAAUCGCAUCGCAAAAUGCCGGAAAAUGCUCUGACGAAGACAAAGAUAUUUCUGCAGCAAACUGUUUCUUUCCCGAAGCAAAAUACUCUUGUCAAGAUGAAAGUCACAAGAAUGUAUAA
Molecule: messenger RNA, 369 nt
Organism: Rodentolepis nana
Lineage: Eukaryota; Metazoa; Platyhelminthes; Cestoda; Cyclophyllidea; Hymenolepididae
Source: the annotation of a GenBank genome assembly